UUCAUUUCUAAUUACAGGUAACCCUCAACCUAUGACCACAAUUGAGCCCAACAUUUCCACUGCUAAGUGAAACAGUUGCUCAGUGAGUUUUAUGACUCAUUUUAUGACCUUUCUUGGCACAGUUGUUAAGUGAGUCACUGCAGUUGUUAAGUUCAUAACAGGGUUGUUGAGUGAAUCUGGCUUCUCCAUUGACUUGGCUUGUCAGAAGGUUGCAAAAGCUGAUCACAUGGUCCCGGGACAUUGCAAAUCGUCACAAAUACGAAUCAGUCGCCAAGCAUUUAGAUUUUGAUCACGUGACCACACGGGGGUGCUGCAACGGUCAUGAACGCGAAAACGGUCGUAAGUCACUUUUCUGUGCCAUUGCAACUUCGUCCGUCACUAAAUGAAGGGUUGCAAUUCCAGGACUACCUAUGCCGAAACUAUUCUACCGCUAAAAGAGGCCUUCACGAUAGGCGUGUUAUACUGUAGUGCCUUUUAGUUUAAUUCUUUUAAAAAACCGUCCAUCAACGUUCAUUAAGAGAGCGUCAAAGUCCUGGAGUUGCCACCCACAAGAAUUUUAAUACUUUAAUGAAGCAUUUGCUGAAUUGGAAUGUUUGGGUAUUUCCGAGAGAGCUAGCAGCGCACGAUAACUUAAUCUUCUGUAGCUUGUUUUUGUGAAGCUUGCAAGGAACAAGUUUGCUAUUUUUUAAAAAAUUUUCUUUCUUUUCUUUUUUUUUUCCUUUUGAAACGGGAACAUUCUGUCUAUGUGCAUAUUUAAUAGUUGCAACUGAACUACUCUGUAACCAAGGACAAUAUCAUUUGAUAUUCUUGUUCUCGGUGCUGCAUUCAUCGCCGUCCUUGAUGUUGUUCGUCUCAAACUGUUGUGAAACAAGUUUACUGAAGACUUGUUUCUUCUGGAGUGGAAUGCUGGAUGUGUAGGCUGGAACUGGGAAAUACUUGCGUGUCGUUCCCGGUUCACCAAUGGCUCCAUUGUUUUAAAGCUCUGUAGACAGCAAAGCGUGGCUACAUUGGGCUGAGUGUUCGAAGGAAUUUGAUAUUCGAACCCUCUGAGUUACUUGAAGGUCUCAGGGAUUUUUUUUCCCCCCAAGCAAAAGAAGAAAGACGGGUGUCACCCCCACUCUGCCUCGGAUUUUUCUGCACGCGUGAACAGAAUGGACUUUGUAUGAUUGAUCGUUGCACGGCGAUCUGGAAAUAGAGGUUCUUGCUCAAUGAGGACUAAAACUGUAAAUAGGAUUCGGGGCUGCUCAAGGAAAGAGAACAUCUACGGUACUGAUGUUGAACAGGAUGCUGCUGUCAAACUUGCUCAAGAACGUGCUGAGAUAGUUGCCAAGUACGACCGAGGACGUGAAGGAGCCGAGAUCGAGCCUUGGGAAGAUGCUGAGUACCUGCUUUACAAAGUUACCGACCGAUUUGGUUUCUUGCACCAGGAGGAGUUACCAAUUCACGAUGCAGCAUCUGAGAAGCAAAAGCAGCUCGAGAUUGAAAGAACUACAAAAUGGUUGAAGAUGUUAAAAAGCUGGGAGAAAUACAAGAACACAGAUAAGUUUCACAGGCGAAUCUAUAAAGGAAUUCCAUUGCAGCUGAGAGGUGAAAUCUGGUCCCUGUUGCUCGAUGUCCCAAAAAUGAAAGAAGAAAUGAGAGGUUAUUAUAAUACUUUAAAAACUCGAGCAAGAGGAACCUCUCCAGAUAUCCGGCAAAUAGAUCUUGAUGUUAAUCGGACCUAUCGGGAUCACAUCAUGUUCAGAGAUAGAUACGGAGUAAAGCAACAAUCUUUGUUCCAUGUCUUAGCUGCAUAUUCUGUUUAUAAUACGGAGGUUGGAUACUGUCAAGGGAUGAGCCACAUCACCGCAUUGCUCCUAAUGUACAUGAAUGAAGAAGAUGCUUUCUGGGCUUUGGUGAAACUGCUCUCGGGGCCCAGGCAUGCUAUGCAUGGGUUUUUUAUUCCUGGUUUUCCUAAGCUGUUGAGGUUUCAAGAGCAUCAUGACAAAAUAAUGAAGAAAUAUUUAUCCAAACUUAAGCAACAUUUUGAUUCCCAGGAGGUCAACACCAGCUUUUACACAAUGAAGUGGUUUUUCCAGUGUUUCCUUGACCGUACUCCCUUUAGGUUAACCCUCAGGAUCUGGGACGUCUACAUACUUGAAGGAGAGCGAGUUCUUACUGCAAUGGCCUACACCAUUCUGAAACUGCACAGAAAACACCUGGUGAAAUUGCAGAUGGAAGAACUGGUCCAGUUUCUUCAGGAGGCUCUUGCCAAAGAUUUCUUCUAUGAUGAUGAUUUUGUAAUAGAACAGCUCCAGAGCUCCAUGGCAGAACUGAAACGAGCAAAGAUGGACCUCCCUGUCGCAGGUAAAGAGGAUGAAUUUCCAAAGAAGUUGGGGAAAACUCCAGCUGACAAUCAACCUGCCAUGCUGAAUCUCACCCAUCUUGUCAACGGACAAAAAAACAACAUUGUCUCGAAGGAGGCCCGGGCAAGCCAGAGGACUGGAGAAGGACAUCGAGAAGGUUCACCAAGGAGAUAUGGAGAAGGAGGCCAAGAAAGCUCACCCACAGCACGAACAAAGAGAGACCGGGAUGGCUCACCCACACCGCGGGCAGAGAGAGGCCGAGAAAGCUCACCAAAUCGCCAAAGACGAAAAAAUUCCUUGGAAAAGAGGCACACUUUGAGACAUCAGCAAAAGCCAGUAACACUAAACACACAAAGUGGGUUGCCAAAGCACGAUGGGGAGAACCCCAGAAGAAAGCCAGAAACACAAACAGAGGUUGACCCCAAGCAGAAACACAACGCAGCCGCGAACCAGAACUCCAACGCAGUAUUAACUAAUACAGGGAAAGAGUUUGUACCCAGGUGGAUUAAACCUUCCGAUGUGAAGAUCAUUGAAAAAACGACGAAAAUCACCAUGGAGUUUAAGACUAGAUCUCCAAAGCAGGCCUGGACAGGACCAGCCCCUGCUUUGGAGGACGAAGCUCAGCUAUUCAACCCCAAGCAAAAAGUUAGGGUUUGGGAUGUGGAUGAAAGUAAGCGUGGGUCGAAUGCCUCGCAGUACGACAAUGUUCCCGAAGCUGAUCUGGAGAACGGAAAUUUCGUGGAGCAGGCCCCGGAGAGAGUUGCUCUGCCAAGUCCAAGGAACACAGCUUUCUCCAGCGGUUCCAGAAAAGAGAUCGAGAAAGGAUCUAGUCCACCAAAAAUAUCCAACAGUUAUGCCUUCAGCGCUCAACCAAGGGCCCCCAGAUACUCAUCCCAAUCUGACGGAUCGGUGGUUGGACCUCAUAUGAGACAGCCACCACCAUCUUACAAUAAUCCACCUGUUUACCAAGGGUAUUCUCCAAAGCACAUUACCAAAGUAGGUAACUUCACAGCCACGCAGUACAAUCACGGGACUCGCACCAGCUCCGCCACUCAGUUGUACAGUCCUGAUUUUCCACCAGAGGUGGAAACUCAUCAGAUGCUCUCUGAGAAGCCGCCUAGAAAUUACUCUGCCCUCCACCAGAAUCUUGUUGUGACGCCUUCGAGUCGGAUAGAAGUUCUCCCAGAAGAGGUCUUCCCAAGCAGCCCCAGAGGCCUCCGUCCUGCAAUCCCUCCAGUCGAUUAUCUGCCAGAUCAUAAAAAAUGGUCGGACCCCCCUUUCGCGUACAGGCCGGGAGCCUACGGACAAUCGUGGGGUGGAGACGGUAGCCGAAGUCACUUCGCUAACCUGAAGAGACAUCCAGGGUUUCAGCCUAAGCCUCUUGAAGACCACAACCUUCCCACCCUUUCCGUGGACAGGCCUCUGAGAUACAGGACAGCCUCAGGGGAACUCGGGCCCCCCUCCUACCAGUAUCCGAGUUCCCCUGGCCCCGACCGCCAUUACAGGCACCAAGCGGAUGGGUUGUCUACGAACGAAUCAGUGCUGCUUUGAAAAUAUAUAUAUAUAUAUAUCUCAUUUCCGCUCACCUAAAAGGCCAGGAGGAAAAGAAGAGGCUUUGGGUCGAGAAUGAUCUAAGAUUAGUAUUCUUUCCACAGGACCAUUCAAACUCUCGUGCAGAAAAGUAUAACACUACUUCGUGUUCGAUUUUGACGAAAGGCGACCCUGAGAAACGAGCAGAGCAAAACGAAUCUCAUAAAUGUAGCAAUAUCUUCCCCCGUGGCUGUCAUGGCACUUGUUUGGUUCAGUCGCUUCUUUGGGAAAACGAACCAGUAGCCUAAAAUUUGCAAAGCUCCGCUCAGCCAGCAGGACCCAGGAGACUCUUGACUGGGGGCAGAUGCAAAAUCUAAAAAAAACGGAGGUGUGGAUGUCUGGGGACCACGCCCACAAAGUACUUUCUAUUUAACUUUUAAAACAAAAAAAAAAUUUUGUGCUUAAUUUAAUUUAUAAACCAUCUGUUACUUAGAAAGGAAUUUGGGGUGGGGUAAGGGUGGGACGUCUUGACUUUUUCUUUCUUUCUUUUUUUUACACACUGCCUCGGUAGCUUCAGAAGAGAAAAAAAAAAAAUCCAGGUCCUCGGAAGACCAUCUCUAGAGAGGGAUGCGGUGGCAUAUGGCUAGCUGGAAGAAGACCUCUGGGUCCAAAUCAGCGGCACUCUGACGUAGCCAAUAAAUGGUGCUUCUGUAACCAGGACUGUAUGAAUUGUAGCACACUGUCGGAUGUUGGGCUGUUUGACUGACUCCUUCAUACUUCACAUCUCCAAAGCCAGCUAUGCACUGUAGUAGCUGUCAUUUUGAGUGUCCCAGGUGAGUUCUGCGGAGGGAGGUUUAGAAGUCCAGCAAAUGCAAUUGAUGCAUUUGUAGUGUAGAACAGGGGUUCCCUAACCCCGGGGUCCCAGCUCACUAUUGGGCCACGAGCUGUUUGCAACCGGGGCACCAGUGGUGAAAUCCACAUUUUUUUUACUACCGGUUCUGUGAACGUGGCUUUUGGGGCAUGGUGUGGCUUGGUGGGCGUGACAGGGGAAGGAUACUGCAAAAUCCCCAUUCCCUCCCCACUCCAGGGGAAGGAUACUGCAAAAUCUCCAUUCCUACCCCACUCUGGGGCCAGCCAGAGGUGGAAUUGGCCGGUUCUCUGAACUACUCCAAAUUUCCGCUACCGGUUCUUCAGAACCUGAUGGAUUUCACCCCUGCGGGGCCCGGAAGCAAUGUGCGAGCGUGAGCGCGCGCACCCACUGCUUGUGCAAAUGGAGAUGUGCAUGCACUCUGGCUGACCACUCACGCGGAACCAUCCCUCCCCCUCUCCCUCCCCCUCCAAUCCCCGGUCCGCAAAGCUGGAAAGAUUGGGGUACUCUGGCGUAGAAGGUUAAUAUGCUUUGGUAGAGAAGAACCUCUGGUCUGGUUUUUCACAGCCCUGGCCCAUUCCUGCCUUUUCCAUGUAGGGGUUUCACACCUGCCUUGGGGGUUCACCAAUACCGAGCACGCGCUCCAUUGGGUCGAACCCAACCUGUUAUCCCUUGUUUGGGUAGUAUUAUUGAGCACAUAGUAUCUGUAAUGGCUUGGACACUGUGCAGAUGCUCCUAAUUGCACCUAUGAAGCUGCAAGUCCAUCAGAGGCACGUGAAUCUGUUCCGCACACUCACAGUAGGCCCUGCGCCUCCUGUUAAAACAACCGGCACAACUUGCUGCGUAGGAAGCAUGCAAAAAAGCAACCUCUGCCUUUCUACCCCAGAAAGAUGAAAAAAAGAAGAUUUUUUUUUUAAGGACAAGUUUUUUUUUAAGCCCUCCUGAAACAGACCUCUCACAUCAAAAAAAACCUAAAGAGAUCUGAUCCCUUCCAACGCAUUCUUUAUUUAUUUCUGCAAUUAAACAUUCGUAUGAUGUUUAAUCAUACCAGUUUAAUCAUAAUCGCUUUAAAAGUAACCUGGCUUUCAUAUGAUAGCCAGGUUACUUUUAUUCCUCUCUUGUCCCAUGUGCCAGCAGUAUUGUCUUGGAGGCUUUGCCGUGGGGCUGACCUUUGAAUGAUGGCUUUCAAGGUGGAUUUGGUGACAUAGUGGACAAGUUCAUCCAAAAUGGGAUGUCUCUUACUUCACCGAAAGGGAAACAGCAGAGAAACGAUUGUGCUAGAACAGGGGUCCCCAAACUUGGCAACUUGAAGAUGACCUCAUCCUCUUCCUUGUCUUCCUCGUCCUCCUCCUCUUCUCCUUCUCCUCCUCCUCCCCCUCCUCCUCCUCCUCCUCCUUCUCCUUCUCCUCCUCCUGCCAUAUCCAUCAUUGGACAUUGGUGAUCAUGUUGGCAAUCCUAUGUUUGUCAACAGCCGCACUAAAAAGUGCUGCUGAGUUUUAUCCAAACCAGUCCCUUAGAUUUUGAAGCCACAAUGUCCUUCUUCUGCCUGGACCUCAUUUGCCUUCAGUCUUUCCCUGGAGGAUUACGUGAAGGAUGCCGUAUUUUUCUGGGUGUCGUAUCACAUGUCCAAUGCUUUUUAAUGGCUUUGAUGAUUUCCCUUGGCUUUCCCAGGGGGCUUAUCACCGCCUCAUUUGUGAUUUUGUUAACCCAUCUUAUACGUAACAAAAGUCUGUAAAUCCACGUUUCAAACGCUUCUAGUUUCUUCAAGUGGUUUUCUGUCAGAGACCAACUCUCCACUCCGUAGAGCAGGAUUUAAGACUUGGGGACUUCCAAUCCCAGAAUUCCUCAUGGCCAACUGGGGAAUUCUGGGAGUUGAAGUCCACACGUCUUAAAAGUUGCCAAGUUUGAAGAGCCCUGUUCUAGAACACGUAAAAACAAGAAGACCAAGGAGGCGAACGCGGUAUUCCAUGAUGGGUUUGCCAGGAUGUUAAUUACAAUUUUGCACCCAUCUAAUUCCUAGCAGUCCUUAAAAACGAGCAAAGCCACUAACUGGUUGAGCUCAACCGGGCGAGCGGAUGUUGCGUAAGCCGAUCUUUGGACUCAGUGAUCCGAGGUGCUCCCUGCGGCCUGUUCUUUCUUGCUCAAAUAAUGAUGUGACCUUGUAGCGAUAUCUUGAUUUGAUGAGCGCCAACAAUCGCAGCUUCCUAGGGAGGGUUUGUUGUGAUCUCAAAGCGAAGAGCUGUUUCCCUUCUCUUGUUUUGUAAAUUUGCCCCUUGCUCUCUUGAGCAUCCUUCCCCGUUCCCCGUAACAAGCUUGUUCUUCUUCUUCUCGAGAGCCAUAGACUUUCCCGCCCUUGAUUGGACCAGGGCUGCUGUAGCAUUAGGCCCUUAAAGGAUGAUUAUAGGUAUAAAGCCUAGCGCUGAAGUGCUCCUUCAUCCUUGGUGGGAAGCCAGAAAAUUUACUGCAUCUUUGGAAUUCACUUUUUUUUUUUUUUACUUUUAUCACGUAGGGCAAAAAGAGCUGGAAUAAGCAGGAAAAAGAGAUCUUAAUCCCGCUGGUUUUUGGGGAAUGGGGACAGGCAGCCACUUCAGGUUGUCGCAUGGUAAUCCCAGAGAUGAUGGUCUGAAGGCCCCCUUCCAGGUUUCCCUUGUUAGUUCUGUUUGCCCAGCAUUGAGUAGCGUGCCAUAGACAUGAAUGGGGAUAUGCAUGACCUCGAAGCUGCCGUAGGGUUGAUGUUCUUCAGAAGGUUGCCCCAAGUGAAGAAACUCUGAUCUAGUCACAGCUCUUCAGUUGGCCAAGCAGCUACAUCUCUGUUUAAUAGGAGAUGCACCUUCUCUUCCUCCUAGGUCCCCUUCUUGGGUUCAUAACCAUGAUACAGCUCAGGGGUCUCCAAACUUGGCACAACCGUAAUAUAACACAAGUCUCCGAACUAGGAAACUUUAAAAUUUGCGGACUUCUAACUCCCAGAAUUCCCCAGACCACAUGGCUGGCUGGCUGGCUGAGGAAUUCUGGGAGUUGAAGUCCUCACAAGUCUUAAUGUUGCCACGUUUGGAGACCACCGAUGAUAGCUGGUAUGUUUCUGAUUUAGUGUUUCUCUGAACCUCACUUCUGUGCUUCAGUAAGACAAGUGUUUGCAGCUCAAUCCAAUGCGCAAACCCCACCACUGUGGUUGAUUCAACAACGCCUUAGGUCCAACCUGACCAUUGUAUUUUCCUUUCUCCUUAAAAUUUGCAGUGACAUAACCACAAAGGACAAGAGCCCCACCCCCACCCCCGAAAGAUCCAACAUUAACCCUAGGAAACACACAAAAAUGUCAUUCAGCGUCUUCCAACUCUUCACAGCAGGAUUGCAAGGUCCACUAAAAUGCAACAUGUAUGUGUGUAUGCGCACAUUCACACACAGCCAUCCUCCAGGUUGUACCCCGGCCCACUCGAGGAUAAAGAUGCUGAGCAAAACUGUUGAAAUGCUUAAGAUUUUGUCUUGAUUGCACAAAAACGGAAAACCGUGGUCAAACUGCAUUGCUCUCCCUCUACACUACAUCGGGUCUGUAACGUUUGUGACCCACCACACACUGAGCCUGAGCCACACAUACACACACACACACACACACACACACACACACACACACAGAGGCAACCCCACUGACAGCUUUGUCGAUCCCUUCCACACUGUAAACCACGAAACCUGGUCUGUGGUCUGUCUAUCUGAGCUUUCUGAGUUACGAGUUGGACAGACCUGCCUUAAACACAACUCUGCUUCAGUGCCUGCGUUUGCUGCAGAAUGGCAUUAUUGUGAUAGUAUGGUCUUUCUUUUUUAUAUAUACAAAAAAAGAUGAAAUAACAUUUAGCUUACAUGAUGGACAUCAGUUGCAAUCUUUAAAAUUACUUUGAGAAUUCACCUUUUUAUAUAUAUAUAUAUAUAUUUUUAAAAAACCCCACUGCAUGCGGCUUUGCAUUCUAGCAAAGGUUCUUAAAGGAAGAGGCGACGUGUGUUCCUCUAAAGGAUAUUGGACUCCAGGUCCCAUCAGCUCUAACCACUGUAGCCAAUGGGGAAGGAAUGAUGGGACUUGGAGUCCAUACCUUCAAGGACCCCACGUUUCCUAACCCUGUUUUAAACUGACAAAUACUACUUUUUGUCUUUUUACUUUUCAAGUUUCAUUUCCUGCAGUCUAGAAAACGUAUGUAUAUAAUAACCGUGCGAUUAUGUCAUAAUCUCAAAGUUUAAACUUGGGCUUUGUGAUUUGUAAUAACAAUAAUGAAAUUGAAGCUGUACAAUUUACUGGAUGCUAGCAGCAGAACGGUGGCAGCUGCGAAGAUAUGUAUGGAGAUUAUUAAGUAUUGUAGAUUUUUAUACAUAAAAUAUAUAUAUGCUAUUUUUCUUA
Messenger RNA from Pantherophis guttatus, 9124 nucleotides. It is a transcript of the gene USP6NL, whose product is annotated as USP6 N-terminal like. Gene Ontology annotation, biological process: regulation of GTPase activity. Lineage: Eukaryota; Metazoa; Chordata; Lepidosauria; Squamata; Colubridae. The record is from RefSeq and is a predicted model, not a curated record. Gene Ontology annotation, molecular function: small GTPase binding; GTPase activator activity.